This is a messenger RNA of Cylas formicarius (sweet potato weevil), 1974 nucleotides long. Its product is annotated as protein Cep78 homolog. Bases 94 to 1866 code for a protein of 590 amino acids. The transcript has a single exon. Gene Ontology annotation, cellular component: centrosome. The record is from RefSeq and is a predicted model, not a curated record. Lineage: Eukaryota; Metazoa; Arthropoda; Insecta; Coleoptera; Brentidae.
CCUUACACGUCAUUUUUCAUUGUCAAACCCGAGAAAGUUGAUUUCAAAUGUUGUUUGUUUGUAAUUAGGGCGCGCAAUUCAUUUUUCCAGCUGAUGGAUAAAACCAAAUCGUCGGUCAUCAAAACGAACCCGAAGCCUGUGAGCGUCUUUUACGUGUGGUACUCUGAACUGUGCAGACGGCUGAACAUACACCCCUCACCUUUCGUUAAACCCGCAAAACCGAAGUCUCAGACCGUCCUAGACUUCACAGCGGAUCGCCUAAAAGUCGAAGACUGGAAUCCGAUCAUUAACGCGUUAAGACAAGAUACCAGUCUUCACGUAAUCGCCAUACGAAGUCGGAUCUCCAAUUGUGAAUUUUUACAUGAGAUCGACACGGAAGAAAAGGCGAGGAAAAUGAAACGAAAAUACGGCAGCAUUUGGACCGCCUACGUUUUAAAACAACUACUGAGAUCGGUGUCGUACACACUGAAGAACACUAUGGUGCUCACUUACUUGGAACUGGACGGUUUGCCGCUAUUCAUGCCGUAUCUGGAGCAGCUGCUGCAGGCGUUGAAAAAAAAUCAAACCUUAAAGAACUUCUCGCUUUCCAACUGCUUCAUUCAAGAUUCCGGCUGCAGCAUGGUCUGCUCAUAUCUGCGUUUCACGCCCAAUAUUGAAGUGCUAAAUUUAUCCGGCUGCCACUUAACUCCGGCCAGUGGCGAAAGUAUCUCGAAGCUGAUAAAAUAUCAACAAAUCAACAGAUACUGCGAGAGUUGGCAGAAUUCGUUGAGAUACGAGAAUCCGGAUUCCGGAAAAAUGCGUGGCCUGAAAAGGAUCACCCUUAAUUCGAAUCCUUCGUUUGAUGACGCCGGGUUGAAUUUUAUCCUGAACGAACUAGAAGACGAUUUAUGGAUCAAGGCUUUGGAUUUGCAAAAAUGCGGUUUGACCGAAAACAUCUCGCCGAGAGUUUUGGACGUGGUCGAAUCGAACGGCACGUUGGAGAUAUUCGACGUCAGACAAAACGAUCUGCUGAACAUUUCAACGAUGGAUAGGAUCCUGCAACUGCUCAAACAACGACAACGGCUUGGUUUUCAACCGGAAUUUCAGUGGUGUAGUACCGCUGUCGCUUUAACAUGGACUUCCGUCCAUUCGACCGUUUCGAAGUCAACAGUCCCUCCGGCUCGUGAUGUGUAUAAAACAAAAUCGGCGCCGAUGAAAAACUCGUCUACAUUCGCAGACGGAUCUAAAGUCCUGACCGUGAGGAAGACCAGAACGGUCGACCGCAUACCGAAUGGAGAUCCCGCGGGAUUCGCAUCGUUGAGUAACACCAAACAACAACUACAGGAAUUGAAUGAGAAGCUGAAUAGGGAAAUCAAAAAGCGAAAGGAAAUCGAGAAAAUAAAUCACGACCUUCAAAACCAGUUAAAUCAAAUUAGAUCUACGAAACAAACGCCAGCACCCGACACCAAAAAAAGCAUCCCUACUCUCGCGGCGGAUAAGACGUUGGUUAAAGUGAACGGCAUAAAGAAGGGCAUUUCGAAUAAUAUUAUUGCUUAUAAUUCCGGCAAAUUAGGCAAUGUUAGUGUGUUGGCACCGAGCGGUAAGGAGGACAAAAAAACUACGAAGCAGCACCAUCUAAAGAAUGGUUACCAUAAGAAUGGUUUGUGCACUAACGGAGUGUCCAUCAAUUUCAAAAACAGUGUCUAUAGCGUCUUUGAAAAAUUAUUUAAAAGCGGUCAUCUAAUAGACGAGAAUGAAGUAUUCGAUAGUUUCACAAACGACUGCCCUAAAACUCCGACUAACGGCAAGGUGAUAGAUGAAUCUUUAUCCAACAGCCAGAUGUCUCUUUACAAUUACAUGGAAGCACUGAAGUCACACGAUACUUAAGCGAAAGGGGCGGAUUAAUCUGAAUUCUCGAAGUUACAAUAUAGGUCGAUAAAAUUUAGUUUGAUCUCAGGCUACAUGUACGUAGUAAAUGACAAAUGGAAAUAAAAU